Molecule: messenger RNA, 897 nt
Organism: Macrobrachium nipponense
Lineage: Eukaryota; Metazoa; Arthropoda; Malacostraca; Decapoda; Palaemonidae
Exons: 3
Coding region: 1-897 (298 amino acids)
Source: RefSeq, a predicted model, not a curated record
AUGAGACGUGAGGAGGAUGCAGCUCAGAUCAUUCAUCAGGCAUUACCGGGGUCGCAUUAUACAUUCAUGAAAAGCAGCCAGGCUGACAAACAAGUUCUAAUAACCCCAGAAACAGCAGUUCUGGAAAACCCAGAAAAAGCAGUUCUGGAAAUCCCAGAAAAACCAGUUCUGGAAAUCCCAGAAACAGCAGUUCUAGAAAUCCCAGAAAAACCAGUUCUGGAAAUCCCAGAAACAGCAGUUCUAGAAAUCCCAGAAAGACCAGUUCUGGAAAUCCCAGAAACACCAGUUCUGGAAAGCCCAGAAAAAGGAGUUAUGAAAAUCCCAGAAACAACAGUUCUGGAAAUUCCAGAAAGACCAAUUCUGGAAAAACCAGAAACAGCAGUUCUGGAAAUCCCAAGAAACAGCAGUUCUGGAAAGCCCAGAAACAGCAGUUCUGGAAAGCACAGAAACAGCAGUUCUGGAAAUCCCAAAACAGCAGUUCUGGAAAUCCCAGAAGCAACCGAUCUGGAAAUCCAGGAAACAGCAGUUCUAGAAAUCCAAGAAACAUCAGUUCUGGAAAUCCAAGAAACAGCAGUUCUGGAAAUCCCAGAAGCAACAGUUCUGGAAAUCCAGGAAACAGCAGUUCUGGAAAUCCCAGAAACAGCAGUUCUGGAAAUCCCAGAAAAAGCAAUUAUGGAAAUCCCAGAAGCAACAGUUCUGGAAAUCCCAGAAACAGCAGUUCUGGAAAUCCCAGAAACAACAGUUCUUGAAACAGCAAACAAACAUGCAAACCAAACAAUGGAAAUCCCAAACUUUUGGAAAGCCUUACAAGGUACAGCACAGAUUCUAAGAGACAGACAGCGCAGCGCCGCCGCAACAGACACUUUGCCCUCAAUUUCGAUUACAUGCGCCAUUUAA